Macroventuria anomochaeta is the source of this 711-nucleotide messenger RNA. RefSeq lists its product as uncharacterized. The annotation marks the transcript as partial. The record is from RefSeq and is a predicted model, not a curated record. The transcript has a single exon. Lineage: Eukaryota; Fungi; Ascomycota; Dothideomycetes; Pleosporales; Didymellaceae.
CCUUGUCAAUAGCGCAGGUACUAUCGCAGCGCCUUCCUGGUGUUGAGAGAGGCGUUUCCGCACUCAGCAACUACCCCACCAAAAGACGGAGCUACCCCGCCAUCCAUUCCACCUCCCCCCCAUACAACCAACACCAUGUCACUGUCUGACAGCAUCGUACCAAAGCUGCGACAGGACGGUACUAAUCAUUUCCAUUGGGAGCGUGCCUUUCAACUGUAUGCCAAGUCACAGGGCUACAGUGGCCUCCUCAACGGCACGUGGGAAGAACCCACCGUCAUCAAAGGCCUAACUCAAAUGGAGCCAUCCACGAUCAACAGCGUAUACACAGACGAAGUGCAACUCAGGGCUGCUCAGAUCAGCGUCCGCGAACACAACCGACUCAUCAAAGAGCAGUACAGCCGUGACUGGGCACAAUACCGACGCUGGCAAUCCGCCUGCGCUGCGCUUGAACUCGUGCUGUUGUCCACGGUACCGCAACCCAUCUAUGAGAGCGUCAAUGACCUCACAGAUGUCGCGGACCAGUUCAAUACUAUCAUUGCCCGAUAUAGGGAUCAAGGCGUGACAGAGGAGUGCUCCAUCUGGGCUGACUUCUUCAAACUGCGCGCCCAUGAGUGCAAUACUACGACUACAUUCGUCGACAAGUUCAAAGCUGGCUUAGCCAGGCUCACUCACAUUCAAGACUGCAAGCUCACUGACAAGCAAGCAGUAUAC